ACGCUACGAUUUGCAGAUAUUAUUGUGUGCCCAGCUACGACCCAGCGGCAGAAGAUGAAGCAGCCUGUCACCAUGCGUCGGGCAAAGUUCCACACAGCGUAUGAGUUCGGCUGGGAGAGAGGCAGAUACACUAACAAGUCGGCGGGGUGCACCGUCCUGCUCCGUUCACGAGUCUUCAGACGGUGCCAUGUGGUCGACGUCCGACACCCACCUGGAGAGCUGGCUGGCCGUGGCGGAUUGGUGAGAGUACGGUCUGGAGUCUUUGACAUCACCAUCAUUGCUGCAUAUUUCCCGCCACAGAGCAACAUGACGGCCGACCAUUGGCGACAAUGCUGCCGCAAGCUAGCUGGAUGGUUGCACAAGUCGGUGCAGGAGGCCAAACAACGGUCGCUCGUCAUUGUCGGCACGGACUGCAACUGCGGGUUCGGCCUCAGACGCACUGGUCACGGCAUAGCGACGACGACGGUGGACCAUCAGCACAUCGGCCAAUACGGCAACCACUUCGAGAAUGAGGUCUCCCUGGAGCUGUGGAGGCUCCUGGAGAUGGAGAACAUGGCCGCGGUGGACACGUUCUACCCAGUCGGCCCCUCGUACUUCGGCACUGAGUCGCAGAGCUCGCCUGAUCACAUCUUUGUCCCGUCCGAGGCGGUCUCGUCUACUGUACGGUGCUGCACGUUGCGUAAUGCCAUGCGGGACCUCCAGGCGAUACCAGACUGUCGUCCGAGAGAUCAUGCACCUAUACUGUGGCAAGUACGGUACACCUUGCAGGCGCCACCCCCACCCAAGGGUGGACCAGUGUGGGACAAGGACCUAGUCGUUCGCCUCCUCAGACACGAUGGCUUUGGUGCUGAGAUCCUGGGGGAGCUCGAACGUCGGUCGGCUUCGAACUUGAGGGAGUGGGAGCGCGACACGACUCGCGCUGAUCCCAGUCAAUCGUGGGAGAAGCUGGUGGAAGACGUGCGGGCUGCUGCACUUCCCGAGCUGAUGAGGACGGCGAAGCAAGGCCCGCUGGCACCACACCUCGCCGCGCGGACCGAGGCCCUCCAGCGGCGCAGGCUGGCCAGAAGGGGCUGCUUCACAGAAGAGCAGCGUCUACAGCUUCGGACCAUCGAGAAGGACAUCAGGCUGCUCAAGAAGCGGCUAGACCUCGAGCACGUGGAGGAGCUGCUGACGGAGGCCGAGACCCACAGGUGCGCGGCCGACUACCACGGAGUAUGGAAGCUCAUCUAUGCGAUUGGGGCUCGCUGCCGUGGACCCCGACAGAGGUCUUUCAACGUUCCUGACCAGUACCGACCUUCACUGGAUGAGUGGACGACCACAAUGUGCUCGAACGCUCGGGAGGGCGGCUUCAGCGCAACAGUGAUAGAGGACCCGAUGCAGCCCACUCGGGAGGCCAUGGAGGAGUUAGAGGAGGAGGGAUUGGACUAUUUCCCUGGGGCUGCACCGGCGUCGCUCGCGUACGAUGACUGGUUUCGCACUCUGAGGCAACUUCGGAGUGCUGCUCGCAGGCGCUUUCCUCCUGCGCACUCGGCUCCCGCUGAGCUCUGGCGCUGGCUCAUGGAGCACGCCACGAGAGAGAUGACGGGAUCCUGGCCAGGCUCAGAGCUGCUUUCAGAGCGUCAGUUGCAACGACUUGAGCAGCGGCUGCACGUGCCGUGCCCGCACUUCCUAGACAGACUUAGGCAUGAGGAGGCGGUGAUGGAGAUCAGGGCGGGGGAGCAGGUCGGGUACUUCCAACCGAAGCACGGGACAGGGAUGGGGGACGGCAAUGCCUGCGAGCUCUUUGUGCGCAGUUUCUUGAGGCCUGUCGAAGCCUGGCGAGAUGAGCUGGGCGCCGACAAGGCCACAGUCUUCUGCAGCAAGUUGAACGCCCAGGUUCCGCUCCACAGAGCUUCGUGUGUCAUGACGUGCAGUCUGACUAAUGAGAUGCAUGACGUGUCGGUUCGAGACUACGCCGACGACAUUCACCAAACGAUCCCGCUCGCCACCUCGAAUCCUCUUGAGGCCAGGUCCAGGGUCCUGAAGUCCAACGCCAUUCUCGAUCGGGAGUUGUCCAUCGGAGGAGGGUUCGCCCAGAACCCUGAUAAGGAGAACCGCAUGCCCGUCAUGGUGGGCCCUGGUGCCCACACUGCGUCCCGUGCCCUCCUGUCCCAGACGGUUCCGCUUCCUGGGGUCACGUCGUCGGAGGGCCUGUACUUGGGAGGGAUGGAACAGCUGACGGCGGGGUGUGGAGCUGAGAUAAAGAGGAGGGUGGAGGCUACGAGGGCGGCGUGGAGGAGGCUCGGCAGGUUCUGGGACAUCACUUGCUCGAUUCGCCUCAAACGUCUGGCCUUCAAGGGAACGAUCCUGGCGGCGGCCUACUCGGGCCUCGAAUCGUACCUCCCCUCCAAGCUCGACCUCAGGAAACUCGAUUCCGUCGUGCAGGGCCUCGCUCGGGUUGUGCUCCGUGAUCGUCGUCCUAAAUUUGAGCAAGGCGCCCCUCCUGGUACCUGCCCGAAAUAUAGAUCUCUCUCGGAGGCCCAGGUGUUGAGGCAACUCAGGAUCACAGACUCAAGAGCGGAGCUUCUUGUGCGUCGCCUCAGACAGUGGCAACGCUACGCUCGUUAUCCCGAAGACAGUGCGCAGCCGCUCACCGUGCUUUUUGGCAGCCUCGACGGCCUCGGAGAAGAGCCGACCUUCAGAGAGGACGGCCGAGUUGCUAGCACCGCCAACCCGUGGGCCCUCCAAUUGGAGCGAGAUGUACAGGCGCUACGGUACCUUCGCGGAGGUAAGGAGUUCGUGGAAAACUAUUCUGUUCGUGAUAUAUUUACGAGGUCGAUCGUCGCUAAUAGUUCCUCAGCUUUGAUCCCAGAUUGCUCCGAGAGGUUCCAGAGCUCCGUGGACCCCCUCGUGGUGCCCAAGGUCCCAGUGCUGGUGCCCCAGAGGAUCCUGAUGAGUUUGUUUGCGAACUACCUGGGGAUGGGGAGGAUGGGAGGUCCCGCAGCGGAGACCGAGGCAGAGGCGCACGGCGAGGGCGUGGCCAACGCGCUGAGCCAGCUCUUCCAGAACGCCGACCUGACGUACGGGCUGCAGCGAGGCGACGUGAUGGGCCUGGGCGACGAGGCGUUCCCACUCGAGCUGAUCCAGGCCAUCUUCCCCGUGAUGGUGCGCGCGACGCUGAAGAACAUACAGGGUCUCUCGGCCCUGGAAGCAGCCAUCUACCACAUCAUCCACUUGGAUCGGGAUCACGACGUCUGCAAGGCCAUGAGGAUCACAGCCAAGUUUUACGUAGACGAGGCCAAUCGCAUUCGCCGAGAGCACGCUCAAGAGAUCCGAGACCAGCAGCCAGUGGAGGACUUGGAGAAGCUGGGCGUGCCGCACCCCCACCUGUGGUUGGCGCUAGUGGGCGGAGUGGUGCAGCAGGGAGAACGCGUAGGAGCCGCCAAUCAUCUCGCCCUGAAGCAGUACCUCGACAACAUCAAAGCAGAUGGAACCAUCACGAACGACAGCCUGUGCAUGCAGAUCCGACACUGCAAGAUAUCGUACACUCACGAUCGCAAGCUGAUGAAGAUACAUCUCGAGGCGCAGGGAUCAGGCGUGCAGACACAGUUGCUCGACUCCUUGAAGCAGCUCGGGGGAAAGCUAAUGAAGGGCACGCCACCUCGCACGCACCAAGAGCGCUUGAUGCAGCUUUUCCUAGACAACGCAGAGACGAUCUAG
Prorocentrum cordatum is the source of this 3699-nucleotide messenger RNA. Lineage: Eukaryota; Dinophyceae; Prorocentrales; Prorocentraceae. The record is from the annotation of a GenBank genome assembly.